Nilaparvata lugens (brown planthopper) is the source of this 3831-nucleotide messenger RNA. RefSeq names its product adenosine kinase. Lineage: Eukaryota; Metazoa; Arthropoda; Insecta; Hemiptera; Delphacidae. Gene Ontology annotation, cellular component: nucleus; cytosol. The coding region runs from base 66 to 1112 and encodes 348 amino acids. The record is from RefSeq and is a predicted model, not a curated record. Gene Ontology annotation, molecular function: adenosine kinase activity. The transcript has 7 exons. Gene Ontology annotation, biological process: purine ribonucleoside salvage.
UGUUUCUUUUUCUCUUUGAAAUUUCUCAUUGUGUGAACUUCUACGAAGGACAUGCUUAAUUUUUAAUGAUAGUUGUAAUUUAUCUGCUCAACAAAAUCUACAGCUAUUUGACGUCAUUCCACCACGUUGUAAAUAUACCUAGAAUGGAAGAAAUGUUGAGAGAAGGCAGCGUGCUGUGUAUUGGAAACCCACUUUUGGACAUAAGUGCGACAGUGUCGGACGACUUCCUUGAAAAGUGGAGCCUGAAGCCGAACGAUGCCAUUCUUGCCACAGAAAAGCAUGUGGCUCUCUACAAGGAGUUUGAGGCCAACUAUUCUGUCGAAUAUACAGCUGGUGGUGCUUCUCAGAACACUGCCAGAGUUGCGCAGUGGAUAUUGAAAAAGCCAAACAUUUGUGCAUACUUUGGUUGUGUGGGACGAGAUGAUUACAGUAAGAUUCUAAAGGAAAAGGCGGUGGCUGAUGGAGUCAAUGUGCAAUACCAAUACCACGAAACGGAACCAACGGGUGAGCCAUCAGUCUCCAAUCAAUCAAUUAUCUCAAUUUUAAAUAAUGCUUCAUAUUAUUUGCAGGGCUUCUUUUUAACAGUGAGUGUUGAAUCAAUUUUAGAAGUUGCUCAAGUUGCUCACAAACGAAACAAGCUGUUCUUGAUGAAUCUCUCCGCGCCGUUCCUAGUACAACUCUAUAAAUCUCAAAUGAUGCAAGUCUUGCCUUAUGUCGACAUUCUUUUCGGUAACGAAUAUGAAGCAUUGACAUUCUCCAAGGAGCACAAUUUCAAUACAGAGGAUAUAAGCGAAAUAGCCUUGAAAUUGAUGGCUUUGCCAAAACAGAAUUCUGAGAAAGGACGUAUCGUUGUUAUAACACAAGGCAAAGAAUCUGUUAUUCUUGCUCAAGAUGGAAAGGUGAAAGAAUUUGCCGUUGAAAGUUUACCUUCUGAGAAGGUCAUUGACACAAACGGGGCUGGUGACGCUUUUGUUGGAGGUUUCAUAGCGCAACUGGUAAAAGGCGUCGAUUUGUCGCAGUGCAUCAAGUGCGGCAUCUGGGCUGCGUCACGCGUCAUCGAGCGUAGCGGAUGCACGUUCGACGUCACGCAGAGCUACGACAAUGGAGACUGAUGACGUAAGCGACGGCAGUCGCCGCCGCCUCACGGACGCAAUACUUAACCAAACCAAGUUCCAACCAAGUUGCCUUCUCUCGAUGCCCGCCACUCCGCCCCUGUCUGUGCCUCAUCUCAAUUGCUUGAACAGCAAUUCGCCAAAAGUCCAAACUCCGCCCCUGUCUGUGCCUCAUCUCAAUUGCUUUAACAGUAACUCGCCAAAAGUCCAAACUACUCGAAAAGUGUGCAAUCUUCCUCAACCGUGCCUCAUCUGAAUUACUUGAACAGCAGCUGGCCAAAAGUAAACUACCCGAAAAGUGUGCAGAUCUACUCUGACAAUCAUGGAUUUGUAGAAGAAAAGGUGUUGAGAAAUUCCUGGAAAGUGUGCAAUCUUUCUUAUCUGUGCCUCAUCUAAAUUGCUUGUUCAGCAACUCGCCAAAAGUAAACUACCCGAAAAGUGUGCAGAUCUUUUCUGACAAUCAUGGAUUUGUAUAAGAAAAGGUGUUAUCAAAUCCCUGGAAAGUGUGCAAUCUUUCUUAUCUGUGUCUCAUUCCAAUUGCUUGUUCAGCAACUCUCCAAAAGUCGAGUUUACUAUCAUCUGUAAUGGAUUGCUGGGUGUUGAUCACCUCAAAAGUAAAGUACGCGUAAAGUGUGCAGAUCUCAUCUGAUAUGGAUUUGUAGAAGAAAUGGUGUCGACAAAAAUCUAUAAAGUGUGCAAUCUCCCUUAUCUGUGCCUCAUCUCAAUUGUUUGUUCAGCAAAUGUCCAAAAGUGAAAUACCCGAUAAAUAAAUUGAAAUGGAUCAUCCAUAUAACACAAGAUCAUCCCCUGACACAUCAUUCUUGCUAAACGUUAUUUGCCCGGCAUAUUUAUGAUCCUGUAGGUAUUCAUAUAUCUCAUUAAUCAAUCUAAGAUAUACGAUAUAUGUAGAUUGCUCUAUGUGUGGCCAAAAGCUCUGGUUCAAGUCCAAUGGCGAAUAAAUAUUUACUUUUUAUUAAAGAUUUCAAUGGAGUAAAGCUCAUGUUAGGUCAAAACUGUUUUUUUCGGAGUUACGCAAAUAAUUACUUGCCAUAUUACUGCAAUUAUUAAAACUACAAACUCCCCAGACGUAAGUAAACUUGCGAAAAGGUAUGCAGAUCUUGUCUGUAAUGGACUGCUGGAGUAAAAAUAGUCUACUAUCUCCCCUAAAUUCGUAUCGGAUUCCAUAUGAUAUAGAUUGCUAGACCAAAAAGUCUUUACUUACUCUCCAAGAAUCAACAGGUGACACGCACUUCAAUACGUUCUCAGUUGAUCACGAAUCAGCCGGGUGGAGGGUCGAAAUCUCAAUUCGUCAAGCUCCCGUUGCUCUCAAAAUGUCCAGUGGAUACAGUAUCCUAUAUUUCAUUCUAAAAUUAUAAAAUUAUACCAGCAAGAAUCUAACCCCUAACCUUCCCCCAACAUCACAUUUAACUACUGUAACUUCUCCAUAACCCAUUCUCACUAAUUGAGAACUAAUGUGCAACGGUGAAGCUGACUGCGAAACAACCUGCAACGUAAGCUUGAUACUGAGAUAUUUGACGAGCUGAACGGUUCAACUUUCCACUUGUUUCAGUUUAUAAAGAAAUGGCAGGCACUUGAUGAAAGUAGGCACUUGAACUGGUGAAAGUAGGCACUAGGAUGAACUGAUAUCGUGAGGAACUGAGACCCUCCCUGAUUAAUAAAUCCCGAGUAAUUGAAUAAAAUGCCCAACUAAUGUUACAGGUCUCAUUUGAAACGGAUUGCUAAGCUAUAAGGUAUACGUUGUAAAGCAAUUGAGUAAUUAAUUUGAAAACAAUUAAAACUAAAGCAACGCCAUAAAAAUCUGUCAAAUCUCAUAGAAAUAUUGUCACUAUAAAUCAUUUAUUCCAACUCCUUAAAAGUCAUGUCAGAUCUCAUCUAAAAUGGAUCGCCAGAUUAAAGAGUGUGUACCAAAAAACGUGACAAAUCACAUUUAAAAAGAAUUGAUGGAUGUUAAUACCUCUGUUCUUUUAUAUAUCUAUUAGUACAAAUUUAAUAAAUCUAUUAUGAAAUGAGGCACUUCUUGGGCAAAACCACAAAUUGGGAAAUAGUCAAUAUUCACCAUAAAUAUAAAUAUGCAUUCACAGAGAAAUGUACAAACCUAUGAUUGCAUACAAAUAAAUAUUGUUUAUAAAAUUGUAUGACGCUACAAUAGGAUUAUUAUAAAAAAUGAUGUUGUGUAUUUAGUGUUGUUAAUGAAAUAAUUUGGAACUUGUCAUAAUAAUUAUUCAAGUUAGUUGUGAUAGAUAAGCAUAAGUGAUAGUGGUGCAUAGGGGGGUAAUUGACGUGUAUUUUUUGGCAAUUUUAGAAUAGACUACUUUUUAUUUUAAACCAUUCAAGAGAAUUCUGUUAUCUGUUAUUUAGUGGUGGUAAUAUUGCAAACAUUGAAAAUCUGAUUAUUUUUCUACAGACUACAGUUAUGUUUUAACUUCAGAUUUUGAAGUCAAACCCUUUAAAAAAUAACGUUUUUAUUCUUGAAAAUUUUUAAUUUUUGUAAUAAUUUGUAACAAUAUGAUACCAUUAAAAUAUUUUAUUGUACAUACUGCGAUACAUAGAAAUGGGAAAAUGUUAAUUUCAACUUGUUUGGAACAAUGGAUGUAAUCUCAUUUAGUUAAUUGCUAGUGAAUCUCUCAUUUUUAUAAUCAAAAGUUGUUGAAAUUUGAUGUUGACAAACUUGUUGAGUAAAACUUGUUGACACUUUGGA